Molecule: messenger RNA, 2583 nt
Organism: Monoraphidium neglectum
Lineage: Eukaryota; Viridiplantae; Chlorophyta; Chlorophyceae; Sphaeropleales; Selenastraceae
Product: Serine/threonine-protein phosphatase 6 regulatory subunit 2
Exons: 7
Coding region: 1-2583 (860 amino acids)
Molecular function (GO): protein phosphatase binding; protein phosphatase regulator activity
Source: RefSeq, a predicted model, not a curated record
AUGGCCUUCUGGAGGGUGGCGGGCUUCGCUCAGCCGUCUCCCAUUGAGCAAAUUCUUGACAAGGAGGAGUACACACUGGAGGAGUUGUUAGACGAAGAUGACAUUAUUCAGGAGUGCAAGUCUCUCAACGGGCGCCUUAUUGCGUUCCUGCGGGAAAAGGAGGUUGUGGAGCAGCUGCUGCGGUACCUAGUGCAGCCGCCCAGCGACCCAGAUGACCCGAAGAAGCAGUACAAGUACCCCUUCACCGCGUGCGAGGUGUUCUGCUGCGAGGUGGAGGCCGUUUUCAACACGCUGCUCGAGGACGAGGCGCUGCUGGGCCUGCUCUUCUCGCUGGUGGACGCCGAGCCGCCGCUCAGCUGCAAGGCCGCCGGCUACUUCGGCCGCGUCGUGGGGCAGCUGCUGGUGCGCAAGCCCAACGAGAUGAUGCAGUACCUGUCGAACCACGACGAGCUGCUGGGCAAGCUGGUGCGCCACCUCGACGUGACGUCAAUCGCUGACGUCAUCAAGCGGCUCGCCGGCGCCGACGACCAGAGCGCGAUGGUGUUCAUGCCGAUGCACACGCAGUGGCUGGUGGAGACGCCGCUGCUCGACAUGCUGCUGGAGCGCCUCGGCCCCGGCUGGCCGGGCGACGCAGUGACCAACGCGGCCGACAUCCUCACGGCGAUCGCGCACACGCAGCCGAGCGCGCUGUCGUCCAAACUGAUGCAGCCGGUCAGCGUCGCGGCGCUGCUGCAGCGCGCGCUCGAGCCCGGCGGCAAGGUUUUGGUCCCGGCGCUGGAGGUCUGCGGCGCGCUGCUAGAGCCGCGCAACGGCGGGCCCGGCGCCGACGCGUACGCCGGCGCAGGCUCCGCCGCCGGCAGCAGCGGCGGCAGCAGCAGCGGCGACGCCCCCGGCAGCGGCGGCGGCGCGUCGGCGGCGGCGGCGGCGUUCUCGGCAGCAAAGCCGCGCGUCGACGCACUCAGCGCCAUGCUCGUCUACCUGCCGCAGCUCGUCGCCUUCCUGGCCACGCCCGGGGACGCAUCCGCAGUCCAGGAGACCACCUACGGCCUCCUGUCGCCGCCGCUGGGCCGCGCGCGGCUCAAGGUCCUCGAGCUGCUGGCGGUGCUGCUGCACGUGGGCGACGAGGGCGUGGAGGCGGCGCUCGUCGCGUCGGGGGCGCUGGCGCUCGCGAUGGACCUCUUCGCGCGGUACCCCUUCAACAACUUGCUGCACCACCGCGUCUACCGCAUGUUCCAUGGGCUGCUGGUCCAGGGCGGCGCCCAGAUCGUGCAGCACGCGCUCGCCACGUGCCGGCUCGCGGCGUGGCUCGCCGGCCUGCCGGCCGAGGUGGAGCCGGCGCCGCGGCCGGGCUUGGCGCCGCGCAGGGCGCCGCUGCGCGCGGGAUACCUCGGGCACGUCACGCGGAUAGGGAACCUGCUGUUGGAGGUGGCGGCGGCGCGGCAGCCCGUCUCCGACGCGCUCGCGGGCGACGAGGCCUGGGCCAGCUUUCUGUCGGGCGACCUGCAGCGGCGCAACGAGGUGGAGGACACGGGGUGCUGGGAGUGCGGGCGGCCGACGUGCGCGGAGAUGGGGGACCUCGGCAGCGACGGCGACGAGUUCCAGCCGGACAUGGACCUGGAGCAGAUGCAGGGCAUGCAGCCAACGCUCUACCACCGCUACGGCGUGCUGGACGAUGACGGCGACGACGAGGAGGAGGAGGAAGCCCCGGGCACCUCUGCGGGCGCGUCGGAGGGCGCGGCGGCCGCGGGCUACGAGGGGGGCGGUGGUGACGCGCGUGCAUAUGGGACCAUGCUGGCGGCAGCUAUGCAGCAUGUGGACCUCAGUGAUAGUGGGGGCGGGGGCCUUGAGGGCGGGGGCGGCGGCGGCGGCGGCGGCGGCGAGGAGGAGGCGGAUGAGGCGGUGGUGCUUGGGGAGGUGCGGGAGCGCGAGGUCGAGGCGCCCUCCAGCGGCGGGGCGGGGGCAGGGCAGGGCACCGGCAGCUGGAGCUUGCUGGCGCACCCAGGCGCGUUGGGUUCGCCCGUGGCUGCUGAUGUCAGCGGCGGGCGUAGCAUGGAGGACGACGCAGUGCUGCUGACCACCAGCGACGACGAGGACGGCGCGUCGGCCAGCGGCAGCGAAAGCCCCGGCCGCAGCGAGGCGCCGCCUGGCAGCGCGCCGCUGCUUGUUGAGUCUGCAGCCAGCAGUGGCGGGAGCGAAAGCGUCGACGCCGUGGCGGCGUCGCCGCCCAGCGAUGAUUUGGUGCUGGUGGAGCCGCCCAGUGAUGACGCUGGGGCUGCGGCGCCGGUAGAGGCGGGUGAUACUGGAGCCGCAAGUGCCUCAGUAGAGGGCUCUGCAGCACGGCCAGUGACGGACACUGCAGCAUGCCCGCUCGCAGCCUUGCAACCGCCGGCUGCUGGCGCAAACAGCGACGGGCAACACGCCAUGAACGGCGGCGCAGAAUUGGAUGUUGGAGCGGCGCCUGCGGCUGUCGGUGUGGCCAGCGCAGCCGGCGGCAGCAUUGGCGUGGGCAGCGAACCUGGCUUCAAAGAGCACGCUGCAUGGGAGCGGGCCCCGUUGCCAGUGCAGGUGCCAGAACAUGCGUGA